GCGGCCUCUAACUUAGAAGUAGCUAAAAAAUGGAACGGUGCACAUAUCCACCAAACUUUUUCCAUUAGAACUCUACCGAAAAUAUCACACUUUCUUGGUACGGAUUAACAAAAAUCUGCUAUCGGGAAUUAGGGUUUUACGUUCCAGUUGUUUUCGUAGAGUCUAUUCAAGAUGUGAGCGGUCGUGAUGCAUUGACCAAAAAGAAGCGAACGGUGGUCAUUGCAGCACAGCAUUUAUCCUUUUAGCAUCAGAUGAUCAGAUCAGAUGAUGAAAUCGUAAGCAGCUGUGAAGCGAAGCAGUAAACAAGGGUCCGAAGCGUCGAAUCGAAGCUUCCGGAAUUCAAUCAACCAAUUGGCAAUUAGGGCCCGUCGACAUCUGUUACCUGGAACCCCUGUAGCAUUUACUAUGGCGGAGCACUUGGCUUCCAUCUUCGGCACAGAGAAGGACCGCGUCAACUGCCCCUUCUAUUUCAAGAUCGGCGCUUGCCGCCACGGUGACCGCUGCUCUCGCCUGCACAACCGCCCGACCAUCAGUCCCACGCUGCUGCUGUCCAACAUGUACCAGCGGCCUGACAUGAUCACCCCCGGCGUCGACUCCCAGGGCCAGCCCCUCGACCCGCGCAAGAUCCAAGAGCAUUUCGAGGACUUCUACGAGGACAUCUUCGAGGAGCUCACCAAGUUCGGCGAGAUCGAGAGCCUCAACGUCUGCGACAACCUCGCCGAUCACAUGAUCGGCAACGUAUAUGUCCAGUUCAAGGAGGAGGAUCAGGCCGCCGCCGCUCUUCAGGCGCUGCAGGGCCGCUUCUACAAUGGUCGCCCCAUAAUCGCCGACUUCUCGCCCGUGACCGACUUUCGCGAAGCCACGUGCCGCCAGUUCGAGGAGAACAGCUGCAACCGAGGGGGAUAUUGUAAUUUCAUGCACGUCAAGCUGAUUGGGAGGGAGCUCAGGAGGAGGCUCUUCGGGAGGUACCGGGGCUACAGAAUAAGCCGGAGCCGGAGCCGGAGCCGGAGUUUGAGCCCAAGGCAUCGGAGCAGGGACUACGAUAAGUACGAUAAGAGAGAGAGGGACUAUCGGGACCGCGAUUAUCGCGGGAAUGGGCGACGGAGCAAGGACAGGUACGAGAGGGACCGGGACAGAGACGGUGGGAGGAGAAGACACGGCAGCAGUCCCAGGCGGAGCAGGAGCAGGGGCAGGAGCCCCGUGGUGGUGAGGGAAGGCAGCGAGGAACGGCGAGCGAGGAUUGAGCAGUGGAAUCGAGAAAGGGAGGAGAAGCAGUGAGUGAUAUGAAAGCGCAUUGGCAUUGGGAUUUUUCACUUGGAUUGGUUGAUUUGAUGGCUAGUAGUGGCGUGUAAAGCGCUUGUUUGCGGAGACACUAGUUUUGAUGAAUUCCACUGCGAAUGCAGUACGUAUAUCACACAGCUAGGUAGAUAUUUUGUUGUUUUUUUUUUUUCCUUUCUAAGUUUACAGGACGUUGCUAUUUAGUUUAUAGCAUCUUGUUCGUUAUAGAUUCUUAGGUCGGGUGUUUGUUCUGUGAUCUUCCAAUCAUAAGUUGAGAAGAAGCCGGGUUCAAUGAUGAAUCUAAACUGGACUCUCAGCACACCGAUGAUAUGGUGGGAUAGGUUAGCAUUUGUAUUCUUUCUUUGUUAGAGUAUCAUUUGUGUAUCACUUUCUGGCUAGAAAGCAUUGUUCCUGCUAUUUUUAAUGUCGCGUCGAUGUGUAGGUGUCCAGGUACAUGGAUUUCAGUACUUAACAGACUUAGAGCAUUGUUCAGAUUUCCUCUCCUGAUGUUAUGCUCAAGACAGAUUUUUCAGCUUCUUUGCCCAGUCUUUUAUCUAAUAAUCUUUCCGCUUAUGAUUUAGGGUCUGAUACAGUAGCUCUGAGAAUGGUGUAGGUGAACAGAAAAACUGCUCAGAAACAGGUCAUAUGGCGAGUUGACGGAUUGAUCUAACUAGCUAUGGUGUAGGCCAACUCUAGGGGCUCCUUUGGUUUGUCGGCAAUAGAUGGUUGUCACAUAAAUAUACAUAUCAGAUUCAUCGGUCUAGCAAACAGUGAUCACUAGUUUCAUAUUCGACUUAAUGGUUUCUAGGUGUUAGUUUUUUGGCCACAGGAGGAAAAAAACCAUAAUAUUACCGCAUUAAAGCUCUAAUGAAAGAUGAGCAAUUUAUUUGAUUUAUUCAACAGUGCUGGUCAGGAAGCUGAAAACAAUGAGUGAGAGGUUUGCAGGGUUGACAGAUGCCUUGGUGUUUGGUGUGGAUUCUCCUUUGUAUUUUUCUGCAAGUCUUUUGAAUGAUGAUAUUUGAUAUUUGACUGA
Malus domestica (apple) is the source of this 2311-nucleotide messenger RNA. Its product is annotated as splicing factor U2af small subunit B. Gene Ontology annotation, molecular function: pre-mRNA 3'-splice site binding; metal ion binding. The record is from RefSeq and is a predicted model, not a curated record. NCBI's taxonomy places the organism in Eukaryota, Viridiplantae, Streptophyta, Magnoliopsida, Rosales, Rosaceae. Gene Ontology annotation, biological process: mRNA splicing, via spliceosome. Gene Ontology annotation, cellular component: spliceosomal complex; U2AF complex.